AUGAAGAAGUCAAUUGAUAUUGCUUCUGUGGUGAUUACUGGCUUGCAAAAAGGCUCUCAGCAUUCCACGGAGACGUUUGAGGAGCGUAUUGAGUUGCGCAAGGAUGUAUCUCUCGAAGAAUUAUGGACAAAUCUCGAAUCACUAGGGUAUCAGUCCCCUCAAUCGGUCACUGAUCUCAAAGGACGUUGUUGGACAAGAGACCAGACGAAGCAAUGCUUUCACGAUUAUAACGAGGUUGAGAUCGUUGCGGAUGAGAAAUCCGUGGGUGCGAAUCAAAUCCAUAUCAAUGAGUCGCUGAUUGCUUUCACAAACCGAGGGAACGACCUCAACUUUGGGCUAAAGAAACGUAACGGCAAAGCCCAAGGUAGCACUAAAACCACAUGCAACGUUCUUGAAAUUGGCAAUGCCCUCACAAUAAAGUUUCAUAGGACUGUGCGGAUGCCAGAUGAUGGAAAAAUGCAUCACCUUCCCGCAUCCCUAGGCCUUUUCCCAUUGUACAAUGUAAGUGAGUACACGAAUCGCUUGCAUCACAGCAUAGCCAAGGGCGGGGGUGUCUUCUUGCCUAUAUGGUCGCGGGAAGCGCUUUGGAUGAGCUUCCAUUCUGACGAGCGCAAGUUCGCGUUAAGAAUCUUUGCUGGACGCGUGAAUGUGAUUACUGGCAAGAUCAUGGAUAAAUCCGAAAAUCGUGAUCAGAGGUCCAGCAGUAGGCAAGACUACAUUGUGGUCCCUGGGCAGCCAUGGCUUGAUGGGAUUCAAGUUGAGGAGGGAGUUGUGCGUCAAUUUGUUGCUAUGCCUUUGGGCUUCGGAUACACAACUGAAGGUCAGAAAACCGGCAAGCAAAAGUAUGGCGGUCUUCAGAUUGAAGUAAUUCCCGAAUAUCAAAAAGGUCUAAGGAAAUGGCUACCUGAUAAUCUCACUGAUGCUUUUAUGACAAAUAUACUUGAUGGUACUCCUUACCACGGCCUUUCUGAGAUGAGCACACCUUUGGAACUCCACCUGCAACUUGGGCAAAAGAUCCGUUCUUAUCCCCCAUCACUGACGUUUGAAAAGCCUAUUGAGAUUGCCGAUCUUUUUGAUGCAGAUGAAAGAGAGGUGAAUCUUACAGUCACAAGUACAGAACAUUUUUCCCCAAUCCGAUGCGAUUCAGUGUCUCCUGCCAUCGGAACACCCCAUAUAAGACGUAAACUGAAGUCGUCAGCUAUGGGUUUGGCAGCGGGAGGAAAGCUAAUUCAAGAUAUCUACCGAGACCAUAACCCACCUGAGAUCUGGAACACGACUGCGACUCGUAUCAUCAAUGUCCAUCUUCUCGAUCCUGUGACUUGUGAAAGAGGUACGGGUGUUGUGCCUCCGCCACCACCAAUUGACACAGAAUUGUAUCUCAAAUCAAAUUUCCCAUUCUAUGUGGUCGAAGAACAAGCCGACAAUCGUCUUGAGGGAGGUGAGUUCGAUGAUUUCAAGUCCGUUGGUGCCCUAGACAAGGAAAUGGUACUGGCCAUUGAAUCAACCUUCGAUCCGAGCAAGCCAACGCGCUGCAGUGAGUGCAAGAUAAGGCUAUGCAAUUACAUAAUACGGCCCUGCAACCACACAUUUUGCAAAUCGUGUAUCAAGAAACUCAAGCAAGACAAUGGAUUGGCCGAGGUCUGGCAGUGCUCCAAGUGCCAGACCACCGUCUUGCAUGUGGCGGGAUUUUCGGCUCCAAUGAAUCUUCCUGGUGAGGAAUCUCUGCAGGUCAAUGCGCCUAUAAGCGUGCUGAAGGUUGAGGAUGGGCGUGUUGCGUUUCGGUCUGCACAGACUACCAGACUUUAG
Messenger RNA from Talaromyces amestolkiae, 1806 nucleotides. RefSeq lists its product as uncharacterized. The record is from RefSeq and is a predicted model, not a curated record. The transcript has 5 exons. Lineage: Eukaryota; Fungi; Ascomycota; Eurotiomycetes; Eurotiales; Trichocomaceae. Bases 1 to 1806 code for a protein of 601 amino acids.